Histoplasma capsulatum G186AR is the source of this 2944-nucleotide messenger RNA. RefSeq names its product DUF1237 domain-containing protein. Gene Ontology annotation, biological process: carbohydrate metabolic process; DNA replication. Gene Ontology annotation, cellular component: delta DNA polymerase complex; nucleus. The transcript is spliced from 12 exons. The coding region runs from base 1 to 2544 and encodes 847 amino acids. The record is from RefSeq and is a predicted model, not a curated record. Lineage: Eukaryota; Fungi; Ascomycota; Eurotiomycetes; Onygenales; Ajellomycetaceae.
AUGGCUGCCAAUUAUAAGAAAUACCUUGCCGAGAAGGUUCUUAAUGAACAGGAUAUUGUCACCCAUCGUGCACUGAGCAGAGCUUUAAAAGUCCAUUCCAACUUGGCCAAACGUGUUGAGCCUACUCGCCUCCAAGAUUUGAAUGUUCUAGGCGAUGUUGGACAUGAUAUAAUGCAGCCUCAGCCAAACGAUCCUCUCGAAUACGGUAAACAAUACGGCAUGAUCCUCAAUAGAAACGUCAAGGCUGAACACAGUGGGCCUGAAGAUGUUGUUCUCGAUGAUGCAUCGGAAGAAGAGCGAGAAGACUUAUUCCUCGAUACGGGGACAAGAAGAAUCAACUCGAAGCGCGAGUCAAGGAAGGAGAGAGAAGAAAAGCUUCGGAAAAUGAUGGAAGAUGAGGAUAUGGAAGAUGUGCCAGAAGAUGUGCCAGAACUACUGCCCGCGAGUGCACCAGAACGUACAGACACCUCGCAAUCCGAAGAAGUACCGAAGGCUGAAUCUAAAGAGGAAGCAAGCGCUCCAAAGGGCCGAAGGAGAGGGAGACGACAAGUGAUGAAAAAGACAACGAUAAAAGAUGCAGAAGGAUAUCUCGUCACGAAAGAAGAACCUGUCUGGGAAUCGUUUUCCGAGGACGAAGCGCCACCACCUGUGAAAAGAAAACCAGCUGUUUCAGUGAACCCAAAGCCUACUUCUAGUAACAAGGGAAGCCAGAAGACGGGCCAGGGCAACAUUAUGUCAGCUCGGAUCACCGGAUUUGAACCCGUGCCGACUAUUUUCGGGCCGAAACCCAUGCUGGUUCAACGCUCAGCCGUGACCGAAACGGAGAUGAGUUUUUUGCAACCGCGUUUCCAGCGUCGUGAACCACAAGCCCCGAGAGCUUCCAAGGUUGGAGCCGAUCGGCACGUGAUCCAGGAUAUGAGAGCUCUUCCAUGGACAGCUGCAGUGCUUGCGGCUCUCGUGUCCAACGGUGCGCUAGCUGGAUCUAGCCAUCCGGACGAUGCUGCAUCGCUAGCAGCCGCUUGCCCUGACUACAGCGAGUACUCCAAGCUUAAACAUCCCCCAUACUCCGAAGGUCCUCUACAGCUUCCCUUCCAACGACCUGUUCUGCCAUGUCGAACCUUCACAUCGACGUUCAUUGAAAAGGUCAUCGAGGACGUGACUUCCCGCAUGGUUGACAAGGAUCUUGCCCAACUCUUUCGGAAUGCAUAUCCAAACACCGCAGAUACCACUGUCCGAUGGCAUGUGGACUCAAGUGACCCUCGAUCGAAGAUAUUGACACAAUAUCCACAGAGUGAAUCCUGGCAGGGACCGCAGUCUUUCAUUGUCACUGGCGAUAUCAAUGCGGAGUGGCUGCGCGACUCGGCAAACCAAGUCGCGGGGUAUCAAAUGCUCGCUGCAAAGGAUCCCAAGAUCAAAACUCUUAUCUUGGGCGCCAUCAAUACUCAGGUUGAAUUCGUCCUCCAGUCUCCGUACUGCAAUGCGUUCCAGCCUCCCCCUCCAAGUGGCCUCCUCCACACCAUUCCUCAAACCCAGAGCGACAUCGUUCAUCCGGCUUACGAACAGUCCGUUGUCUUCGAAUGUAAAUACGAGCUCGAUUCCCUAGCCAAUUUCCUCGCGAUAGGAAACAAGUUCUUCGCGGAAACGAAAUCCACGGAGUUUGUCACAACCAGAUGGUAUCGGGCUGUGCUUACCGUUCUUCAGGUUAUUGAGGAACAAUCAAAACCCACUUUUGACGAUCAAGGCGAAUAUGUCCGCAACACGUACACAUUCAAACGCUUGACGACCCUAGGAACCGAAACUUUGAACUUGGACGGGGUCGGGAAUCCUUUGAACAAUGGGACGGGCCUUGUUCGCAGCGCCUUCCGCCCCAGCGAUGACGCCACUAUUUUCGGUUACUUUAUCCCUGCCAACGCUUAUUUAUCCGUGGAGCUGAAGCGGACAGCCUUAACCAUCAAAGCCGCCGGUGGACCCGACAGCCUCAUCCAGACUCUAGAGCAGAGAGCAAGCAUCGUCGAGAAAGGCAUCCGCGAUCAUGGCAUUGUUAGCCACAAGAAAUUCGGUGAGGUUUACGCCUUCGAGGUGGACGGAUAUGGCUCGAGGUUGUUAAUGGACGAUGCCAAUCUCCCUUCCCUCCUAUCUUUGCCUCUCCUUGGCUUCGUCGACAAGGACGAUGAAGUUUACCAGAACACGCGCAAGAUGCUUUUGACCAAAACGGGGAAUCCGUACUAUCUGACCGGUACCCAGUUCCACGGUAUCGGCGGUCCUCACGCCGGCCUCAGCAACGCCUGGCCCAUGUCCGUCCUCGUCCGUGCCCGCACAUCCGAUGACGACGAGGAGAUCAUGGAAUCCAUCAACAUGGUCCGCAACGCCAGUCUUCUCGGUCUGAUCCAUGAAUCCGUCGACGUUGACAAUAUCCGCGUGUAUACGCGCAGCUGGUUCGCGUGGGCAAAUAGCGUCUUCGCGCAGACCAUCCUGGAACUUGCGGAGAGAAAACCAUAUCUCCUCUUCGGGAAGGGGGCAUCGCCGUAUAAAGCUGGGGAGUGAUAUGCGGGAAUGGUGGAUCGGUGCGGUUAGUAGGUAGAUGGAGAUUUUUUGUUUUGUUCCUUAUUUAUGGAUAUCACCUCUUGCUGAUUUGAGCGCAGUUAAUAUUUGGGCAAAGGGAGACCACACUCCUUUGCUUUUGCAUGAAUAUUUACUUUUUCUUUGUUUUGUUGGCGUUCUUCCGGGUGUUGCUUCUUUUUAUUUUAUUUUAUUUUUUUAAUAAAAAAUUGCAAUAUAUAAUAAGGUUACCCUAAUAAGUUAGUAAAUAAUGUGCUGCUAUGUGGAAUCAUGACGGGGAUUGUUUUGGCCUAGGCUUCACCCGAUGUGCCAGAGGUACUCUAGCAAUGUUUGAGUGAAAAAGAAAUAAAUGGAAAAUCAUUUACCGCCAUGUUGCGGAAUAUCG